This is a messenger RNA of Anopheles nili, 804 nucleotides long. RefSeq names its product collagenase-like. The coding region runs from base 1 to 804 and encodes 267 amino acids. Gene Ontology annotation, biological process: proteolysis. The record is from RefSeq and is a predicted model, not a curated record. NCBI's taxonomy places the organism in Eukaryota, Metazoa, Arthropoda, Insecta, Diptera, Culicidae. Gene Ontology annotation, molecular function: serine-type endopeptidase activity. The transcript is spliced from 2 exons.
AUGAAAUCCCUGUUCGUGUUCGCCCUGCUGCUGGUGGCCGUGACGGCGUUCGCGCCUCGCGACAAGCGCGUCGUUGGUGGAGACCUCGCCACCGUUGGUCAGUUCCCGUACACCGUCGGAUUGAUCACUCGUAUUAACAUCCUGCUGACGGGCCAGUGCGCUGGUUCGCUGGUAUCGGCCAACUUCAUCCUUACUGCCGGUCGUUGCAUCUCCGGAAUCCAGAGUGCCGUCGCCGUGCUCGGUGGUCUGCGCAUCGAGGACGCUAGCGAACCUGGACAGCUGCGUGUCACCGUGACUGACUUCAUCGUGCACCCGCAGUACGAAGAGGAACCCGACAUCUUCGACGUUGGUCUUGUGCGACUCCCUCUUCCAGUGCCGUUCAGUGAUCGCGUUCGCCCAGUCCGCCUGCCCAAUCUGCGUCAGGUAGAGGCUACGUUCGUUGGUCAGCAAGCCACCGUCACUGGCUGGGGUCGAUUCGGUGAGGGUACUACGACCUCGCAGGAUCUCCGGUUCGGUCGCUCUCAGGUCAUCUCGACGCUGGCCUGCCGGAUCAACCUGCCAACCAACACGAUCUUGGACGAGCACGUGUGCACGGAUGGUGCUAACAGCUCACCAUGCCAGGGUGAGUUCGGUGCUCCUCUGACGAUCGUGGACGCUGAUGGCAUCACCACGCAGAUCGGUGUGUUUUCGUUCAUCUCGAUCCUUGGCUGCGAGUCGGGCCGUGCUGCCGUUCACACGCGCAUGUCCUCGUAUCUCACCUGGAUCGGUCAGAACUCGGAUGUUGAGAUCCGCGACAACUUCUAA